AUGACCAAAGCACACGGCUUUCCAAAUAAGGGAUUAAUCAUCAACCGAUCAAGUGACAUGGAGCUCAUCUUCGUUGACUUCUCAAAAGAUGCUCUGAUAGCGAUACAUGCCCCACAAUCUCCAUCUAUAUAUGCACAUCACAUUUUUUUGGUCGUAAAAAGCAUCUCAAACAGAGAAAUGGAUACUCCUUUGCUCUCCGUUCUCCUUCUCUUCCUCCUCGUUUCCUGUUCUCUGCCAUCUCUUACGCUCUCUGCUUAUUCUUUCCGCUGCCAUGCAUCUGACAAAAGAGUCCUCUGGAAAAUAAAAAAAUCUCUGAAAAUCCCCCAUUACUUUGAUUCCUGGAAUCCCAGCACCGAUUGCUGUAACUGGAACUACGUCGGAUGCGAUCCUUCAGACCGCGUUACCCAAAUCCUAUUCUACAACAUCCACACUCCUUUCAAGAUCCCAGAGGCCGUCGGUGACCUUCCAUUCCUGAAGACUCUCGACUUCGAUGACAUACCCAAUUUCACUGGUUCCAUCCCCUACUCCAUCACAAAACUUCAGAACCUCGAAAUACUCCGCAUAUGGAACACCAGCCUCUCCGGUCCUAUCCCUGAAUUUCUAAGCCAAUUAAAAAAUCUCAGAUAUCUCCAUCUGGGGUACAACCAACUUUCUGGUCCAAUCCCAUCUUCUCUUGCAAACCUUAACAAGCUGCAAAGUCUUGACCUCCUUUCGAACAAAUUCACCGGAACCAUACCCGACUCAUUUGGGAGUUUCAAAGACGGCGAAUACGGCGUUUUCUCUCUCCAUCUAUCUCACAACCAGCUCUCCGGUGGAAUCCCAACAUCGAUUAAYGUCUCAAGCAUCGACCUGUCGCAUAACAAACUCAGUGGGGACGCAUCAAUGUUGCUGAGGGAGAAUGGAGCAGCGGAAUGGAUCUACUUAUCUCACAACCAACUCGACUUUGAUCUGACGAAGGUGAAGUUUCCAAAGAAUUUAAAAGUUUUAGAUUUGUCCCACAACCAGAUUCACGGCAACAUUCCGAAGCAGUUAAUUAAUAAGUUGGAUUUGGAAAGCAUGGAUUUGAGUUAUAAUCAGCUGUGCGGAAAGAUUCCGUUCGGUGGGAAUGUGCAGAAGAUGGGUGCCAAAUCCUUUGCCCAUAAUCGCUGUUUGUGCGGCCCACCACUCCCGAACAAGUGCAAGUAAACCAGUCGGCAUCCAGUGAAAGAAGACACUUGUAAUCACUGCCUGAGAAUUUAGAUUUCAAUAAUAAUAGUAAUAAUUUCUUGCAACGAGGAAUUUGCUAGAACAUGCAGAUAUGAAUGUUGUUCUCUUAUUUUUAAUUUUUUUUAGUGAAUAGCUAAGAUAAAGUUCUAUCUGUUCAUGUUGUAACUUUUCUUGGCGUCAUGUCCCUGCUUCCAUGCCAGCUAUAAGAUAUUUUUCUACUUUCUGUCAUAUA
This is a messenger RNA of Nelumbo nucifera (sacred lotus), 1438 nucleotides long. The record is from RefSeq and is a predicted model, not a curated record. Lineage: Eukaryota; Viridiplantae; Streptophyta; Magnoliopsida; Proteales; Nelumbonaceae.